AUGGAAGAAUCAAAAAUUCAUUUUCGUCAAGUUAUAAUCGAAGUUUUGGAUCAUUUAAGUUCAGUUGAACGAAAAAAACUUUCAUUUUUGUUACAUGAUGAUAUUGAACGUCGUAUUUGUGAUGAUCCAACCAUUGGAGGAGCUUUAGAUAGUAUUCAACAACUUGUGGAUCGAGGAAAAAUCUCCGAAGAAGACUUUUCCUAUUUAAUCGAUGCUUUUCAAAGAAUAAAAUGUUAUCAAGCUGUGAAAAGUUUGAAAAAACUUCAAAAAAAUCAAAUCUCACGUUCAUCUACAAACCAUUAUUCGAAUAGCAACAGCAAUGAAAAUAAAUCCUUCCCUCUUAUUGUGAAAAAAUAUUUAGAAGAUGAAGAAGACGAAAUACCUCCAACAAAUCACACAGAAGUUACAAUUGAAAAUCAUGUAAUAAAACCAUACAUAGAAAAGGAAGAAUCUUCUAAAUUUCAUCCAAAUAUAUUUUCAUUAAUUUAUUUCAAAUCAAAACGUCUUAUUUGGUUAUUAAUGUUAAUCAUUUUCUUUCUUGUCAUUCUAUUAUCAAUUAUUGUAUUCAAACGUUAUUAUUCUUCAUCCAAAGUCAAUAUAAAACCCUCAACAACAACAACAAUGAGCGUAAUAUCAUCUUCUACAAACGAUCCUCAAUGUGAAUUACCUAUUGGACGAUCGUGUACAAGUGAUACUCCAUUAGAAACAAAAGCUGAAGGUUUGGGAGUUUAUUAUGAGGAACCAUGUUACGGAGUUGGAUGUGGAUUUCUCAAACCAUAUUGUCGUCUUUGUUGGAUCGAUCCUGAGGCACGUGGGAAAAUGGAUCGACCAAAAUGUCCUCCAUGUGUUCAAACUGUUUUAAAUCAAUAA
Adineta ricciae is the source of this 870-nucleotide messenger RNA. The record is from the annotation of a GenBank genome assembly. Lineage: Eukaryota; Metazoa; Rotifera; Eurotatoria; Adinetida; Adinetidae.